CCAUACCACUAAGUAAAUAUAAGCAUAAUUUAAUGACUGGAAAAAGGAUUGCAACUACAAGUUACAUAAAGAUGCAUGCGGAUGCAAGAUUAAAUAGUGACAACUCUUCUGAAAAUGGUAUGAAUCAUUUGUCAUAUGAUGCUGCAAAACAUAUCCAGAAUUUUCCUUCUGAGCUUGUGAAGGCAUUUCACAAAGAAUCACUCUCAAAAAUGGAUAUCCAGAUUCUGGUUGAUAAAUUGCACGGUCUAUCAGAAUUGCUCCUUGCAUAUUGUUCAAAUGGUUCAGCUGCAUUACACCGGAAAGACGUCAAGUCUCUCAAGACUGUGAUGAAUAACCUUGAUGUUUGUAUAAAUAGCUUUGGAUCACAAGAUUCUCUCUCACCUGAGCAACGAACUUCACAAAAUCUUGAGCCGUUUCAUCAACUUCAUUCGGAUUUCCAGGAUGUGAGAGUGCUCAAGUCCCAAUCCCAGAUGACAAAGAUUGAAGGAAAAAAUUUGGAGUGUUUAUCAAAUGAUGGCAAUGGUGUUGAGGAAACGAAUCAAUACAUAUUGUCUAUCAAGAAAGACAAAGAAGCUGCGGACUCUCUUUAUCUUAGGAAUGGGAUUGACUCGAUGAAAGAAGACAGCAUGACCAAGGCUCUUAAGAAGGUUCUGAGAGAGAAUUUUCAUGAUGACAAAGAACAUCCUCAAUCUCUUUUGUACAAGAAUCUAUGGCUUGAAGCAGAAGCUGCAUUAUGUGCUUCCAAAUUAAUAGCUCGUUUUAGUAUAGCAAAGUCGGAAAUGGAGAAACAUGAACUACCAAUAGUGAGAGAACGUGCCGAAAAUUGGGACGAACUACUCGUUUCUGGUGUAUCUCCUGGUUCAAGCACCGUUGGGAAAUUGGCACCUAAGACUAAAGUUGGUUCAACUUCAUUUGUUCCCGUCCAGACUUCCCCUGCCGUGAGUGUCAGUAGUCAUGCUGUAGAUGAUGUGAUUACUAGAUUCCAUAUUCUCAAAUGCCGAGAGGAUGAAGCAAAGGAUAGGCAUGCUGGAUAUUCCGGACAAGACAUGGUUGAAAAAUCAGCACUCGACAAGGAACAAACUGCAGUCCCUUGUAUCAAUGACAUGGAUUCUUCCUUCACCACCUCGAAGGUCGAUGGGGAUGACUCUAGGCCUGCUCUUCCAUCAAUUUCCCCUACCUUGACAAGGAACAGCCAUACAGAAGAUGUCAUGUCUAGAUUUCAAAUUCUAAAAUCUCGAGAUGAGCGCAUAAGUUCUUUGAAUGUGGGAAAGGUGCAGAAAAUUAGAAGCUCCUGUUGCAGUGAGGUCGACAUGUUGGCACCUAAAGGUAAUACUGUGCAUAGCGUGGGUAUCUCAACUAUACAUCAUCGCUUUGCAGAUAAUAAAAGUGAAGUUGAUGAUUUAGAUGCUUCAGCACCGGGCAGACUAGAUGCCCCGAGGAGUCGUGGAAACCACAUAAGCUUGACCUUGACCCCUGCGAGAGAACAGUUACAGGAGAGAGUAACUGUAAAAAAAGGAGGUUUGGGAGUUGAAAUGGAACCUUUCUUGCGGUUUGAAGGUGGGAAGGAAGGUAGAAACUAUGGUGAAGGCAAGCUUCCUGCUGGUUGUUCUGAUGGGUCCUCAUCUGAAUGGGAACAUGUUCUCUGGUGAAUAGACUUGUUGUAAUCAACUCUCUGUCGAUGCUAUCAUACGUUUGAUUUUUGUCGAAUGAAGUUCAGGUGAAACUGUUUAACCGAGAUUCUCGGAGAUUGUCAACCACAGUUGAUCAUAAUAGAUAUAUUUUUGUAA
Messenger RNA from Cucurbita pepo subsp. pepo (vegetable marrow), 1787 nucleotides. RefSeq lists its product as uncharacterized. Lineage: Eukaryota; Viridiplantae; Streptophyta; Magnoliopsida; Cucurbitales; Cucurbitaceae. The record is from RefSeq and is a predicted model, not a curated record.